Messenger RNA from Spodoptera littoralis (African cotton leafworm), 1713 nucleotides. NCBI's taxonomy places the organism in Eukaryota, Metazoa, Arthropoda, Insecta, Lepidoptera, Noctuidae. The record is from the annotation of a GenBank genome assembly.
AUGUCGUACGAAAAGAUGGAAGUGGUGAAUCCUGCUGAAAAAGAGGCUAGCGAGGUGCUGCAUUCGCUGCUCUCUGUGGAGCGGCGAAGCGUGGACAGCAAGGAGGCGAUAAUUGUGUCCAUACCAGCCGACCAGAACGGAGGCGGCGAAUACGGUGAGAGUGCUCAAUGGCAUACUCCCGUCAUGGGCCAGCACUCGGUCUUCGAAAUGGGAGGACAAAAUAUGCAACAACAUAGCUACAAUGGUCAUCAAGAACAGGUUUUGUGGCAAGGGCACACAAUACAAGUGGAGAAUGGUAAUGCUAAUUUGCAAGCCAUACCCGGUACAUAUAGUAUUGAGUUUGAGUCCCAUGUUGAAGGUGAUCCAGGAGACAUGGAAGUGGACACAAAACCCAAAGUUGAAAAGAAAACAGGCAGUAAGAAAAAGAAAAAAGCUGAAUCAGACAGUGAUGAAGAAGUUCUUGACAAUAAACUGGAAGAUAAUCCAGCGCAGGUCAAAGAAAGACUGAGGAGAGGAUGUGAUUGUAAAGACAACUGUUAUCGUGGACUUAACCCAGAGGCAGUUUAUCGGCAUAGAUUAAACAUUGCUGAACUAACUAAGAGUGAACAUGAUAUGUACCUGAUGGGCAUUACAAUGGCGAGCUUGGCUAAUCCAGCUGAAACAUCACGCCACAAAGUCAGAAGGAGAUUAAGAGCAUGUUAUGUAUAUCAAGGUAGGAAAGUUUGCCUAGAGGCUUUCCUGUAUCUUGAGAAUGUUACUCACUAUCAGCUGAAACGAAUCAGGCAGCACGUAAUGACGCAUGGCGUUGCACCGCGAAUACACGGUAACGUCGGUAAGAAACCAUACAACACUUUCACCCUAGAUAUUUACAAACAUGCUACGAAUUUCCUGAAAGAAUACUUGAAACAACAUGCCAGUUCACCUAAAGAUGUUCAGCCAUCUGGAGAAAGUGGCAAAAAGGCCAGUAAGACUGUGAUCAUUCAAGGAGACUCUCGGAAACAUUUAUUCGAGGCUUACAAAGAGUAUGGAGAAAUCCUAGAACCAGGUGUAAAACUCAUGGGAUAUUCAACCUUCCGUGCUUUCAUGAAAGACCAAUUUCCUCACGUUAAAUUUGCCACUAAGAAGCAAGAAAUUCCUAAAGAUAUGGUGCCCUUCCGCAGCGGUAAGUGUAUGUCAUAUGAUAAGAAUAAAGAUCCCAUAAGACUACAGCAAGAGAAAGAAAAAGCCGACGCCAAAAAGGCAGCUAUGGAGGCUAAGAAGAAAGAAGAACACGAGAGAGAGCAACAGGCGCAACAACAAGCGCAGCAACAGCAACAACAGCAGCAAGUACAGCAACAACAACAACAGCAGCAGCAGCAACAACAGCAGCAACAGCAGGUGCAACAGGUGCAGGUCCAGCAGCACCAGCAGAUGCAGGGCCAGGCGCACGUCGUCAUCCACCAGCAACAGCCGCAACAGCAGCAACAAAUGCAGCAACAGAUGCUGGUGCCGCAGGUGAGCCAGCACCAGCAGGUGCUGACACAAGGAGUACAGCAGGUGACGCAGCAGCACUGCGUGCAGCCACUGGGCGUAUCGGAGGAGGGCGGCCAGCCCGUAGAGAUGGCGCAGCAGGUCAUACCCCUCGCCGUCGUCCAACAGCCGCAGCAGGCCUACAUCGUCACUCCUGUCUCACACUUCCAGACUCGUGUUCAGGGAGCUUGGUACAGGCAUUGA